GACUUCUGGCAUUUCCCACCUGGACCAGAGAGGCUCAGGGAGCGGCUGGUCUCAGUAGCUCGCUCACAUUAUAGUGUGUUGGGUAUCAACUCGUAUCUCCUCAUACUUCUUCUUGUGAGAUGAGUGCAGGAGCCGCUGUAAUGGAUGAAGAAGGUUUUCCCAUUGUUGCGAACGUAGACUUGUGUGGCUUUUACGCUGGCAGUCCUGGGCAUCAAGAUCAGGAAUCAGGCGAGAGGACGAGCCAACAAGUGGUUGUCUUAAGACGAUCUCCUGAUGGCAGCCGUAAUCAGUCAGACAUGAGGGUGUUCAGUCGCAGUCUCAAGACCCAGCUUGAUGCCCUGCGGUACUUCUUCACCCGCCGGGAGCUUCAUCUCCAUUGGAAUUUCUUAUCUUCGAGUCCCAAUCUGCACCUGGACAGUCCUCGGAUGCCAUUUCAUGACGUUUUUGAUUCUCCUUCAUCAAAUCUGUCCUUUCCGCCAGCAGGAUUCAGACGUGAGCAUGAGCUGCAUCUCGAAAAGAUAACAACAAAAAAGCCCUUCAGACUUCCUCCUCCUCCUUCCUCUUCUUAUAGUGAAAGAAAACCAAAUAAAAAAGAAGUCAACAUAAGCAUAUGGAAAGAGUUCUGCCGCGGCCAGUUAGCUUUCGACGACGGUGCAGUGGAAUGGAAGGAACUGAAAAACAAGUGUAGAUUCUGGAUUCCUUUUCAGGUUGUCUUGGGAGAUUUUGCAAUUUUUUUGCCAUGCUGUGUGAUUUGGUUGCUUAGAUUGAUAGUAGUAACAUUAAAAAUAUGUCUACCGUCCGUAGGACUGCAAAUAGUGUACUAUCACAUUCUGUACAAUCACAUAAAAAUUCACCUAAUUGGAAACGAGAGAGGGGUAGAUCCUGUAUUUACUGGUGCAGUCUAUCAAGGUCCCAUAAUAUACAGCGUCAGGUAUGCCAGCUGCCCUUACUGCAGGUACAAAAGGGAAUCCAGAGUGUUGCUCAAGUAUUUUGAUAGCCUAUGCCAAGAGAGAAGGGAAAUGGCUGUUAGGUAGUGAUGACCUGUGUGUAGAAACAUUUGCUCGUGUAACCAGAUACUCUACCCAUGUAAUGGCAAUCAGGAAAUCGCCUAAUUAUGAAAGUUUGCUCUUGAUGCGGCAUUUAUUUUUUUUUGCUACGCAAAAAAAAAGAAAAAUAUGUACUUGCCACUGGUGGUUUACGGACAGCUGCAUUUUAUAUCAGUUAUAUAACACAUCCUCAAAAAGAUGGCAAUGAAGUCAUCAAGAUGUUCAUGAAUAAAUAUGCAUAUGAAGUACUAUUGCUGUUGCAGUUAUAAGAGAUCAGAAGCAUUAUUUUGCUAAAAUAUUCCAAAUGCAGUGCAGUAAGUUAAGAAAAGAUCAUCAGAAUACAAUUGAUGGUUGGUUGGUCUCGGUGUAGUCUUAACUAAAGACCCUCACCGCCAUGACCCCAAAAAAAAUCCAUAUAGAUGACUUGAAAAUCAGUUGUAACUAAAAAAAAAAACUGUUUUUCUUUGGUCUGUGAGAUCUGAAAACAGUAUUAGUGUUAGAGCCCAGUUUUUUUUUUUUUUUUUUUUUUUUUUACAUAUAUUCACUCUUAUGAUUAUGGGGUCGAGUCUGCUCCUACGAUUUUUUUCUCGCAGGUUGCCUGUAGCAUCUCUAUAAACUGAAUAUGGUGUUGUCUCCCAAUACCUCGUGUGUGUACUCACCUAUUUGUGGUUGCAGGGGUCGAGUCUUAGCUCCUGGCC
Messenger RNA from Cherax quadricarinatus, 1744 nucleotides. RefSeq lists its product as uncharacterized. The record is from RefSeq and is a predicted model, not a curated record. Lineage: Eukaryota; Metazoa; Arthropoda; Malacostraca; Decapoda; Parastacidae.